AUAUUUGAGCGUUUUGAAAUGUGUCCUGAUGUUGUAGCUGCAGUUCCAAUAGUUAAAAUACUUCUGUUGUGUACCACACACUACCGUGACUAUUAACCUAAACAAGCUAAAUGUGCUUAAACCUCCUUGAAACAUGGCAAACUAUUCUGAAUAAUUGUUGUUCUUGGAAGAAGAAUAGUUUAGGUGAUUUAGCGUUAAGUGUUAUAACUACAGCUCGGCCGUUCUGGAUCCCAGAGGUUCGGCUGUGAGCUCGGAUUGUUUUUGUCACUUCCUCGUUGUAUUUGAUCACCUUGUGUCGAUGUCGAGGUUUCUACAAACCGCACCGUGUGUUUACACUAUGCCGGCUGGUAAUGGCCGUGUGUUUACACUGGAUCCAAUUGUCAGUCCUCCCCGACCUCCUUCUAUCCACCAUGUUGAGAACAUGCUUGUCAGCAGCUGUGGGGUGCUUCAAAGCAGGGGAUACCUUUGUAGCUGAACUUGUCUCAACCUGAGUCUUUGUAUUCCGGAGACUUGGCAAAGAGGAGAGAAAUCUUUUAAGUGGUCAAUGUGGCCCCACUCACAUGUGGCACUCAUCUGUGGACCAUCUAGCCUUUGUUUCGAGUGGUUACAGCUUUGCUCUGCUUAGUGUAAAGACGAGUAGAUGGGAAGGGGGUAGUAUGGUUUUAAUCCUUAUGCACACUUGUGUUGUUCAAGGUCACAUCUCUGAUUUGAAAAAGAUUGUCGGUUUAUUUUAAUGCAAUCACGCAAUUUUUUUUAUCACAGAAUUGAAAACCUAAUGUUUCGAGAUGCAGUACAUUGUGCAAAUGUUCAGAGGAAAAGCGGAUACAUAAUUGCUUAGGUAUGCUUCAUCUUUAGUUUUUAAAAAAGGAGGAGAUAAAUAGUUUGUAAUAGCCAAGUAGAGUUGUAUUUGCUCAACCAGCCCCCACACAAGUUAAACAACAUCUAUCCAACUACCUUAGGUGAUACAGGAUCUGUGAUGACCUUUUUAAACCCAAAGAGAAUGUCGAUGAAAUGUACAUUUACAGACAUGACAGGAGGGACAAGAGGUGGCGAGAGAUGAAGAUGAAGAGAGAAGAGACUGGGCUUUGUGAAGGUGAAAAGGGCUCUGGGGACGGGGGAAGGGGAACACUCAUUAAAGGCAUAUUCCCACUUGGGGUGCUCUGAGGCAUGGAAAAACGGACUGACAAGAUAGGAUGCUAUGGAGGACAACCAGGGAGAGAGGGUCGGGGUAGGGAGUAGUAGGGGGGGGGGUGUUUUGUAGGCUCUCCUCCACUGUCCUCACAGGUAACUGUGAAAACCGGUCGGGGGAGAGUUCACACCUCCAGUUAAUAAACACAUACUGCAGGAAAUGUCUCAGCUCUGCGACGAAAACAACAUGGGUCAAAAUGCCGCUUUUUCGCUUCCCGCUGAGCCGCAGAAGCAGCCCAGCACUCUCAAUUUAAGACUCGUCUCUGUCGAAAUGAGCUUCAGACAAUCCAUGGCCGUUGUACAGAUGUUCUGCUAAAUCAUCGUUUUGAUUCACCCUGGAUAUCUAGCAGGAAAGCGGGAGUCAUUGGUACCAUUUCAACAAACUCAUGCCUACAUUUCUACUGAUAUUUGCAAUGAGCACAUUGGGCAAAAGACAAAAGUUUGAAAAAAAGGGCUUCUAUCACACAUCUAUUUGUUCUCCUUCCCAUCCGUGAUGUAAGAGGGAAGUGGUCUCACAGAUUCAGAGAGCAUUUUGUGGCCUGACUUCAUUUCCUGACACAUUAGAUAAUCUAUCGCAGUUCGGAAGGCUCAAACUUAGUGGUUGUUGUUUUGGGUUGUUUUCAUGCAAACUUCACAGGCGGACAACAGAGAAACAUUGAGUUAAUUAGGAGUGUGACGGAUGCCUGAGCCACACAAUCCUGGUGGCGUUGAGUGCCCCAGCUUUGAUCAGCUAAGCCCAGAGCUUAACCAUGAAACACUGCACCCUGACAUGUGUUGAGCAGCACCUUGGCUUUAUAGUCUUAAUAAUAGUUUACAGGCACCACCAAGGCCCAGGGAGGAACAUUUACUACAAGAAUGUAGCCUGAAAUGACCCAUCUUGCCGUCCAACCCCGUGCAGGUCAAAGAUCAGGCAUUGAAAAACUUGAACCUCGAUCUUAAGUGGGUAGAGUAAAGUCAGAGACACUUUUUCAAAGGGUUGAAACCUCUAACCUCUCCUGGGUAUCUACACAGUGACCUCCUCUGGUUGUUCUAUGUUACUGGGCCAUUGAGGGUUUAAAAGCAUCUGUCGUCUUCAAGGUUGCGCUGCUUGUAAAGAUGACGCUUUCACAGCUGCUGGAAUGAGCACAUCAGAAAAGCCCACCUCUCCAUACACAUACAACCACAGAUUAUAUAGAACCAUCCCUGAUGUACGAGGUGGUGGACACACAGAGGUGAUUCUGCUGCUGCCACUGUACGUUCCUCAUGUGUGACCUUUCUUCAGUCACAUGACAAAUCUGUUAGCGCCACGCUUUUUGCCUCCCUGUCAGCCUGCGAGGGAUCAUAAAACUGCAAUUCAUAUUAAUUUAUGGCUGUCGUGGGCAGUGUAUCAUUUUAAUUAGUAGAUCUGGAAUGAGGCCACAGGGGGAAGUUGUGUCUGGUCGGCUGUUGUUGUGUAUAUUGAAAACAGUUGAGGGGAUUUUUCUUUGAUGGGAGCUUCGGUUUCGGAGGUUCAGAGGCUGAUUCCUUUUAUCGAUCAGCCAAGUAGGUCUGAAAGUCACCACCAGCGAGAUCACACUUUAUUCUGACACGAUCUUUCCGAGAUUCAGUCGGGUACCUACAAUCCUGAGUUUGGACAUGUAGACCCAAGAGGCCAAACUGAAACCAAUUAUCUGCAGCUUGUAACAACCCCACAGCUUGUGGCUUGUGUUUAUAUAUGUGUGUGUGUGUUUGUGUGUGUGUGAGAUGCUCAGGUGACUGCUGUCACUGGCCGUGGUCUGAUGUCAUGCCCUCUUUAUUGCUCAUCUCCCCUUUAUCUCUUGUUUUGUGGUGGCAGCAGCAGCAGCAGCCCCACACACUGAACGCUAUACAUCAGUGGUGGUUAAACCGCGGCACAGUCUUUACACUGUGUUCUUGUUGUGGUUAUUAAGUACCAUAACCAGUCAGUCAAAUGUUUUGGGAGCUUCGGGGUUAAAGCUUUAGAAGGUAUUACAGCAGAGACGCAGCAGACCACAUAAAACAACACAAAAUGUCAUCUGGUGGAAUUUCACUAAGCUUCAGAGCAAUUAUUAAAACCAUAGAUCAUGUCUGGUUAAACUGAUUCAAAGUGAUUUAAUACCUUAUAACUUAUAAUUUCUCGAUAGCAAUAUUAUCUUUGAAAUUUUCUCGUUAAAUAAUUGUUUGAUUGAAAUAAGUCGUAUUUACAUUAACCUGUACGAGUACAAUGCUCAUCCACUCGUAUUCUUCAUCUUCCUCUACAGUACCAGACGAGUUCAAUUUGUUUUGCAGUACCGUCAUGAGGAUAGGAGCCGUCUUCAAAGCCCGUCGUAGCCCCUUUGAGGUGCGCUCUCCCCUGAAGUCGACUCUGGGGUAUUGACAGUAAGCAGACAGGCCAGAGGGAAUAUCGAUGCCUUCUGUUUUUGAGAGCCGAGCUGUAAAAGAACCUUGUGAUGCUGCAAGAACCCUUUGAAAGGUUCCUCUGAUGAGCACCCAGUGAAAAGUUAUAUCCAGUUCUUCACUUCACUGCUCUUGGCUACUACACUCACAGCUUUGGGCUGCUUAUCACAUGCAAUCCCCCCUUUUUUUCCAUCUGCAACGGAAUCCCAAGUCACCGACAACAUGGCUUCCUCAGUCGGUCCGUAGAAUCCAGGAUGCUCGUAUGAUGGGGUGGUGUAUGACAACUAGAGAGUAAAUGGUCAGGGCAAAGGAACACUUGUUGGGUAAAUGUAUGACCAAUGGGCGCAGUGCAGAUUUAAUACGCAGUUCAUACCGGCGUGUGAGAGAUUAGUCAUGAUUAUGUAGUGUUUGAAUAAGACUACUAGUCUCUCGUUGUUGUACAGCGCAGACAUUGCAACAACCAGGAGAGUAUAAUGGCAUUAUGUCGUGAUGCUUUGUUAACUUAAAUGCAAAACACACAUUUUGGAUUCAUUCCCUAUUCAGCCUGUCUUUAACAGUUUCUUAGCUGUUUUGCAACCACAGUGUUAGAAAGAUGAAAAGCUUGGUACAGCUUUGAACAAGACAAAGUAUACUUCAUGCUCUCCAUAAAUACGACUGCAACCGAGAUUGACAUGCAGCACUUAGAAUGCCGGUCUCAUCUAAUGUAUUAUUUUUCCCUUUUUAAGUUGAAGAAUGACAUUUUGGAGCAUAAAGAGGGCUGUUGUGAGGCGGCUGCCGCUCCCUUUCGCGGCACAAAGAGUGCACACACUCUUAUUGAAAAGUUGAAAUGUGAAGAAGUCAGAGUCCAUCGUGAAGAAUGCUGGGAAAACUCCUUGAUCACUUCCUAUAGCCAUGAACAAUCCUCUCUUUCAUUGGCAUUGACUGGACAUUGUAAGUUGUUGGUCAUAGGUAUUCCACUGUUUGGUAUGUGUGUGUGUGUGUGUGCUGAGUGAUAGCUUGCUGGUCGUGAAUUCCUGAAUCUCAGUGAAUACUGGUGAGUAAAGAGUCCUCUGCAGUCACAGCCUGCCCGCCUGCUUUACCCUAGGGACUCUCUCUGCUCUCUCUGUUCUUCUUCUUUCAACCCAUCUCCCCCCCCAUUCCUUUUGUUUGCUUGCUUUUCUCCAUGUGUAUUUAACAUGUGUAUUUACAAAGACACACAUUUACUGUACAUUGAAGGCGAGUAGAUGAUCUUUUUAGUGCUCAAUUAUCACUCAUGGAAACAUUUCUGCAAGAUGAAAAUAACCUCAUGUGCCGUCUUUUUGAGGUUACUACAUGCAGUGCUGCAUAUUGACUCAGCACAUUUUACAACAGAAUAGCAAUAAAAACACAACUGCAGCAAAAAUAUAUGAAACGUUAGUUUUAAAUACGGUUCAAGUACUGUAUGCUUAAAAAUAAUAACAGCUUGCUCUAAUAGGAAUGUUUUUGUUUUCUAUGCUGUUAUUUUGUUGGUGUUCAAACCUCGAAUCUACUCUUAACCAUCCCGGUCUCUUUCUUUGUCUCAACAAACCUUUUAAUCAGCCGUGUCGCUUCCCCCAAUUUAUGUGCAUGUGAAAAGAUUAACCAUUCUGAAUUUUUUUGCUUCCAAACUGUGAUAAAAGUAAGAACCCGUCUCAUUUCUGCCUCUCUCUCUCUCUCGCUCUCUCUCUCUCUCUGUCCUUCAAGGGUCUCACAUCUGACUCUUCCAUCUCCUCGACCUUUUCAUGCCUGUUAUAAACUGCAAUUGCUGAUUCGUCAGUGCUUCCAUCUAGAAGGGCAGAGCGGUAAUGGCACCCUGUUAAAUCUUGAGAUUAGAUUUUGAAUGGAAAAACAAAACCCGUGCGCUUUUGUCUUUCAUGAGCCGAUGCUCGGACGGCUCAGAAUCUUGCUGAAGGACCUUUUUGCCUCUUCGCUGUAUUAUCAGCCCCUUCAGAUGUGGCCUAAAAUGACCCUCGAUAGCCGGCAACAUGUUUGUUAUUUCAUGUGUGGAUCCUGUGUUCCUCUUGGCACUUUGUGUCAACCAAAUCUGAACGUAAGCAUAUGGUUUCAAUUACUCAAACUAUGCCCCCUGUUUGUUUGUUUUUUUAGAUGAAAUGCACUCAACGGGAUAUAUUUGGCGGUGUGCUUUUGGGCCCGCGAUAUUUAGCUGAUCUAAGUGUGUGUCGCACACGAGCCCUCUGUGUCUCUGUCGUUCCACUCUAGAUGGAGCCGUGUGACUCCUGGGUAAUGGGUUGUGUCUGACCAUCCACAGAUGAAUGGAGGUUUUCAGGAUGGAUUCUUUGGCUUUGUCCGCUAAAUAACAGGCUGCACUUGGAUUGCUUUUUGUAGAUGCUUCACUGGAUCAGUCCCCUUCAGACUCAGACCUCGUAUAUGUACUAAGGCUGGGCGAUAUGGAGAAAAUCCAAUAUCGCAAUAUCUGUGACCAAAUACCUCAAUAUUGAUAUUGCAGGGUUGCCACCGGUGCUUUUACAAAAAACAUUUACACAAUAAGAUUUUUGAUAAAUAAUCAUCGAUAAUGUGAAUACCAUGACUAAUUGUAAAAGGCAUGUAUUAGAAUAGCCUGGUAAGUUAAGAACAUGACUGUACUGUACUGUAAUGCAGCCUUUACAACCAGGAAAAGACACUUAUGCUACAUUACAAUAUCCAAAAUCUUAGACGAUACCUAGUCUCAUAACACGAUAUCGACAUAAUAUCAACAUAGGCCCAGCCCUACUAUGUACACAAACCAAAAACAUCUGGAACAUCUCACAUGUGUUGGAAACCUGAUCUUAAGAUUAUAGUGUUUUUAAACGACACCAAUCAUCACCUUUUUAAAGCAAAUUCUCACCACAUAGUACGACCACUGCUUCCUGCUCCUCUGACAGAUCACAGCAUGACUUUUUUCUGCUAACAAGCAAGAAGAGAGAGGGUUUCCAAAGCACCGUUCCCCACUGUGCACUUCAAGUUGCGUAUCCAUAGAUGGCACUGUGCAUCAAGAUGACUUUGACUCUCAUUCUUGGUUUGUUGCAAUGGUACUUCCAGAUAAUUUCCCCUCACGUGUCUGCUGCUGUAACCCCCCCCCCCACCUCCACUUUUAGUAUCUGUGGCCAAGAUCGCAGCUGCGGGUUUUUUUUUGUUUUUUUUUUGGAGGUGGGAGGGACUGGUUAUCACAUGUGGUAAUGGGAAAUGGUAAUCUCUGCUCCUCCAUGUCAUCUUUAUGUUACGUCUGGGGUUAUGCAUACAGUCAUCUGAUAAGAGGGGGAGGUUUGGAUUGGGUUACAGUAGGUCAAGGUUGGAGGAGCAUGGAGGAGUGGCUGAAGGGGAGGCAUGCUGCUGCUAUUCUCUAUGAAUUGAUGGAUCUGUAUUAUACAGUCACCUCAUGUCGUUGGAUUGUUUCCUGCAGUCAAACUUUUGCUUUUUUGUGUCUGGACUUUGGAACAGAUUUCUGUUUUUACACCAGAAAUUGUGGGAUAGAAGUAUAGAGGACUUGAAAGGUGCAGAGCUAGUUGCUCGGGAGAUGUUUGUUUCAUGGCUUAGUAUUUAGUCUAGCGUCUUUGCUGGGUCUCCUGCAUGUACAAACAAUUAUAGUGGCACUCUUAAGAACCGCAUCUUUUGUCUAUUUGGGGCGAAUACCAACUUUUUUUUUUGCAGAAUAUGUAAUGGACAACAUGGGCAAAUCAUUUUGUCCACACAGAGAUGGAAAUGUUGCAAAGGGAGCCGUGUCUCUAGUGGGGUCCAGUCAGGAAGCCCAAAUAUGUGGAGAGUCCUCGUGUUCCCUCUGAUGCCAUCGUUUCAGCACUGAGGAACGUGACUGAUAACAAGGAGUCCUCACAUAAUGAGCUGCAAGCAGAGAAACAACCAAGCUCCUCCUCCCCUGCCACUCAGGAACUGAUGACAAGGCUGGGCUUUUUACUAGGAGAAGGGAUCCCGGGUACGGCACGCAUACCUAUGGACGACAAGAUUGAAAAGAAGUGCUCUGUGAUUAGCCAGGGUAUCAGCCCCUGCUCUACACUGACCAGCAGCACCGCGUCUCCCAGCACUGACAGCCCAUGUUCAACGCUCAACAGCACGGCCAGCCGCCCCCCUCUCAGCCGUUCCAGCCCCUGUGGGACCAUCACAAGCCCCAGCUCCACCCUUGAAAGCAAAGACAGCGGGAUCAUCGCCACCAUCACUAGCUCCUCUGAGAAUGAUGACCGCAGUGGCUCCAGCCUGGAGUGGAGUAAGGAUGGCAGCCUGAGGGGCAGUGGGCGCCAUGGCCUGGCACAGAGUGUGCGGGCCGACACCUGCUCUCCUGUGGCCGAAGAAGACUCCACCAGCGCCACUGCAGCACCAGCCGACACCCCGUCCAGGACAGACCAGCAGCAGCAGCAGCAGCAGCAGCAGUCUAACACAUCAGCAGGGGCACCGCAGCCGCAAAGCCACUCACCCGAGGGACCCUUUCCAUACUCAUCGCAGACAUCUUCUUCCCUCAUGAUGCCGAGGCCAAACUCUGUAGCAGCAACCAGUUCCACAAAGCUGGAAGACCUGAGCUUUCUUGAUGAACAGCGCAACACCCCGCUGCGGACGUCCAUUCGCCUACCCUGGCAUAACACGGGAGGAAGGCCGCCUCAGGACUCUAAAGCUCGUUUUGCUCCCUACAAACCCGUGGACAUCAUGCUCAAGCCCUUGCUGUUUGAGGUGCCCAGCAUCACCACAGACUCUGUGUUUGUGGGCCGAGAUUGGCUCUUUCAGCAGUUGGAAGAUGUCCUGAAGGCCAGCGAGUCCACGGAGAACCACGGCGCUGUGGUGGUGGGCAGCGUGGGUUACGGGAAGACGGCCAUCGUCUCCCGGCUAGUAGCGCUGAGCUGCCACGGAGGCCGAAUGCGGCAGAUAGCCUCCAACAGUCCCAGUGCCUCCCCAAAAAGUGGUGUGGGACCAAGUGCAGAACUUCCACUCAGCCAGCCUCCACAGCCCACUCCACCUUCCAGUGCUACCAACACGCUGAGGACCAACAGCUGCCCGGGCACCCCCGAGAUGCAGCGACGUCGGGACGAGGCUGUCAAACGCCUGGCUGCAAAGGUGGUGGCAUAUCACUACUGCCAGGCGGAUAACACGUACACUUGCCUCGUACCAGAGUUUGUGCAUAGUAUCGCUGCCCUGCUGUGCAGAGCACACCAGCUCAGUGCGUACCGGGAGAUGUUGCUGAAGGAGCCCCACCUCCAGAGCAUGCUCAGUCUGCGCUCAUGUGUCCAGGACCCCAUGGCCGCCUUCCGGAGGGGGGUCCUUGAGCCACUAACCAGCCUUCGUAAAGAGCGGAGGAUUCCAGAGGAGGAUCACAUCAUCUUGAUAGACGGGCUGAACGAAGCAGAGUUCCAUAAACCGGACUACGGAGACACCAUUGCCUCCUUCAUCAAGAAGAUCAUUGCCAAGUUCCCCUCCUGGCUUAAACUUGUGGUCACUGUCCGGGUCAAUUUAAUGGAGAUCACAAGCCUUCUGCCCUUCUCCAAGAUCUCCCUGGACGACUUUUCCGACAACGCGGAGAUAAGCAACGACCUCAACGCGUACAUCCAGUACCGCAUCAAUGGCAGCAAGGACAUCAUGAACAAUAUCAGCCUGAACGGCAAGGCCGACCCGAUCACAGUUGGCAAGCUCAGUAGCCACCUGAUCUCCCGCAGCCAGGGUUCCUACCUGUAUCUCAAACUCACCCUGGAUCUGUUUGAGAGAGGUCACCUGGUGAUCAAGAGCGCCGGCUACAAAGUGGUGCCCGUCUCGCUGGCCGAGCUCUACCAGCUACAGUGCAACAUGAAGUUCAUGACCAAUUCGGCCUUCGAGCGCUCACUGCCCAUCCUCGAUGUGGCGCUCGCCUCGCUGCACCCCAUGACGGACGAACAGCUGUUCCAGGCCAUCAACGCCGUCUUCGUCCAAGGGGAGCUGCAAUGGGAGGACUUCCAACAGCGCAUGGAGUUGCUCUCGUGCUUCCUCAUCAAACGGCGGGACAAGACGCGCAUGUUUUGCCACCCCUCGUUCAGAGAGUGGCUGGUGUGGAGAGCCGAUGGAGAGAGCACAGACUUCCUCUGUGACCCCAGGACUGGUCAUGCUCUUAUGGCUUUCAUGCUUUCCCGCCAAGAGGGGAAACUUAAUCGUCAGCAGACGAUGGAGCUGGGACACCACAUCCUCAAAGCACACAUCUUCAAGGGCCUGAGUAAGAGAACGGGUGUGUCAUCCAGUGUGCUGCAGGCUUUGUGGAUCAGCUGCAGUGCCGACGGCCUUUCUGCAGCCUUGGCCUCCCUGAGGAAUCUCUACACACCCAACGUCAAGGUGAGCCGUCUGCUGAUGCUUGGUGGUGCGAACGUGAAUUACCGCACAGAGGUCCUGAACAACGCGCCGGUGCUUUGCGUCCAGUGCCACCUCGGUCACCAGGAAAUUGCCUUCCUGCUGCUGGAGUUUGGCGCCAGCGUUGACGUGGUGUCUGAAAAUGGCAUGAACCCCCUCUGCUUCUCAGCCGCUGCAGGACACUUAGGACUAGUCAUGCUGCUCUGCAAGAGGGGAGGCCAGGUUGAUCAUGUAGAUAAGAGUGGCCAGUGUGCUCUGGUCCACGCUGCUCUCCGAGGACACCCAGAGAUUAUCCAGUACCUGCUGGAGGUAGAAUGGAGUGCUGAGGGGCAGCAGCAGGAUUGUGCCCUGAAGAACAAAGCUCUGCAGCAGGCUUUGAUAGCGGCGUCCAGCAUGGGACACACACAGGUUGUGAGAGGCUUGCUGGCAUUGAAUAAUGAGCAUGCUGUGCAAAUUGAUAGCCAUGACACUCUGUGGGGAGAGACAGCCUUGACGGCAGCAGCCGGCCGGGGGAAGAUGGAGGUCUGCAGCUUCCUGUUGGAGCAGGGGGCGGUGGUGCAGCAGGUCAACCGGCGGGGGGUGUCUCCUCUAUUCUGCGCCGUCAGACAGGGACACUGGCAGAUUGCAGAGCUGCUGUUGCAGCACGGUGCUGAUAUUAACAUCAGCGACAAGCAGGGCAGGACCCUACUCAUGGUGGCGGCCUGCGAGGGUCACCUGAGCACCGUAGAGUUUCUGCUUUCUAAAGGUGCAUCUUUGACUUCGAUGGACAAGGAGGGACUGACCCCCCUGAGCUGGGCAUGUUUAAAAGGACACAAGAACGUAGUGCAGUUUUUGGUGGAGAAAGGUGCGGUCAUCGACCACACAGACAAGAAUGGACGGACUCCGCUGGACCUUGCUGCCUUCUAUGGAGAUGCAGAGAUUGUCCAGUAUCUGGUGGAGAGAGGAGCAGUGAUAGAGCAUGUAGACUACAGUGGGAUGAGGCCUCUGGACAGAGCCAUAGGCUGUCGGAACACGUCGGUGGUGGUGACUCUGCUGAAGAAAGGGGCCAAGCUGGGCUACAGAACGUCACCUUACGAUCGAUCAGGGAACGCAGCUUGGGCCAUGGCUACUUCCAAGCCUGACAUCCUGAUCAUCCUCCUUCAGAAGCUGAUGGAGGAGGGAAACCUACUCUACAAGAAAGGGAAGAUGAAGGAGGCGGCCCAGAGGUACCAGUACGCCCUGAGGAAGUUUCCUAGAGAAGGCUUUGGCGACGACCUGAAGGCAUUUAAAGACCUGAGGGUCUCUCUGUACCUCAAUCUCUCCCGCUGUCGCAGAAAAACCAAUGAUUUUGGGAUGGCUGAGGAGUUUGCAACGAAAGCGCUGGAGCUGAAACACAAAUCCUAUGAGGCCUACUACGCCCGAGCGAGAGCUAAAAGAAGCAGCAGGCAGUUUACAGCGGCCCUGGCUGACCUGCAUGAAGCAGCCAAGCUGUGCCCCAAUAACCGGGAAAUCCGUCGUUUGCUGGCUCGAGUAGAAGACGAGUGUAAACAGAUGCAGCGCGCUCAGACUAAAGGAGUCGCUGGGGCUGCAGCUGCUUCAAGCCAGGCGUCUGGAGGCCACGAGUCGGACCAGGAGCAAGAUGAAGGACAGGAGGACCCUUCAGAGCAUAGCCUUGCCAGGAGCAUGGAAGGACAAAGAGACAUCCUGGAGGAGGAGGAGGAGGAGGAGGAGCCAGAGGCCUCGCUGCACGACAGAACAACUGAAGCCUGCUGGUCACAGAACAGUUAUUCCCACAACAGAGUCGUACCCCCUGAGCCAGCUGUCAGCAACAGUUUGGGACAUCAGAGUCUGAGCCCCAGCUCACCCCCAGGCCCCAGCAGGCUUCCCCCCCACCGGUACCCUCGAGAGCACCGGGAGGCGCUGGCCCAGCAGGGCCUGGUCCUGCAGCCAACCAAGCAAGCCCAGAUAGUCAAGACCAACCAGCAUAUGAGCUCAAUGCAGGUCGGGGGAGGAGCCGCGGGGGGCCGCGUGGCAGGGGCCAGAUCUCAGUACGCUCCCUCCAGUCCCUUACCGAGCCGACACAUGUCCAGCAUGCUGAAGCCGGGCCCAGGCAUCGACAUCAGCCCUCUGCCACCCCCAGCUGACGAGCCUGUGUACGGGAACCGCGUGUCGCUGGCGGCCGCCUCCGCCUCUGCCUCCACGGGUCACAGCUGUGAAAACGAGAGCCUUCAUUCCUCCCAGGUUUCCUACUCAUCCUGCAGCAAGGGGCAAGACCGGUUGUCUGUCCACUCUGCGUCCUCCCUGGAUGGUUUGGCCUGCUCUGGUCCCGGACCUCAGGGGAACCACACUGACCCAGGAAAGGAAGGGAUGUGUGGUGCAAUGGGAUCCCAGGGAGGCGGCAGCAGCGGCAGCAUGCGCGUGUCCAGUUCCACCAGUAGCCUGGCGUCCAGCAGCAGUCUGUCGGACAGCGGCAAGCUGGGCCCCGAUGUCCGCACCAAGAUCUCUGACAAAACGAAGCACAGCCAACAGGCCGGUUCUGCACCGGAGUACAAACCCAGACCCUUCAUGGGCAUAAUUGACAAGACGGCACGCUUCCUCCAACUUCAACAGCAGCAGCAGAUUCAACAGCAGCAGCAGAUUCAACAGCAGCAGCAAAUUCAACAGCAGCAGCAGAUUCAACAGCAGCACCACGGUUUGCAAAGUUACCCGAGUCUGCAGUCCGCGGGCCGCAGCUGGCUGAACCACUCGUCUGACGGUCUAGUGUGUCACAACAUGUCAGCAAUGGGGCUGCUGCCCGUCGACUGUGAGCUGCCGUACGCCAAAACAGUGAGCACUUACCAGGAGCAGCACAAACCUCCGCCACCUCAGGGUGCUAUGGCGAUGAGUAGCUUACAAAACGGCAUGCACGCCAAGGAAUUCACGGAGAAGUUCUGCCAAGCCGCCAACUGUUACAAAGAGUCCAAGCCAGCGAUGGCGAUGCCGCACUCGUUCAUGGACAGCAAACCCAAGCAGCCUGGCCUCGCCCGAGAUAAUCCCGCCAUACACGGAGCUUCAAUGAAACCAAAGCGAUCAUUUAUAGAGUCGAAUGUGUAGAGAUGUUUGUUUUAUCUUUCAUACAGUCCACAGCGCACACAAACAAGCAAAGAUCUCAAGCGAGGAGUUGUUUCAUUUCUUUUUAACCAACCCCAAACCCAAUAGUCUCUCUUUUAAAGCCUUGCAUGAAGUGCAGUCUGCAAGCCGUUUGUUUUCCUGUGUGAAUACACGGACUGCAGGCAGUGUACUGAAUGCUCCAGAUUUCUUUUUUCUCCUCCCGACCUGUCGCUUGUGGCUGUCAGCUUCUGUUACAUGACAACAUGUCGGCCGUCAUUCAGCCAAGCUGGAGACAUUGCACUGAAGGAAGUAUUUGGACAUGUAGUGUACAGUCCUCAUCAACGCAACGGUGACAGUGAGCACUUUAUACACACUUAGGCCGCUCAAGUGCUUAAACAACAUAUUCAGUUGCAGCAUAAUGUUAUUAAAGAAACAGUUUAGGGAGAGUGAAAUGGGGUUUGAACUGUGUUCAUUACGUCCAUGGUGCUGAGAGAAGAGUCCUCAGUGAAGGUGUAAGAACAGGCAUUCCUGUGUUUUACGAAGGAUGUUAUAGAUCCUCUUGUGUAUAUUAUAUAAAUAUGUAUUUUUUCCUUCUUUUCUGUGAAGAUCUAUGUUAAGUGUAUUGACAAAUUGAGACUUGUGUAUUUUGAGUUUUAUGCACAAUGUUGUUAAAGGUUCUAAAAAAAAACCCCAUUUGUUAAAUGUGUUUGUACAUUAUAUAAUCACCAUUAACAUUGAAUUGAAAUCCUUUCUGUAUCGGCUUGUUGUUGCUGUCUAGUUUAAUUUAUUUACAGCGCCAAUGGCUUCGUUAAUUGUAAAAGCAAUAUAUUUUAUAUAGUUAUUUUUGCACAGCUAAUAAGACAUUUAAUGAUUCUCGAUACCGUUGAGUUUAAGUGUACGCUACAAUUGCAGUUUGUAUCACAGUUAAAAACAAAUCUAUAAAAACAGAAAAGGUUUUGGGGUGCAGCGCCAUCAGCUCUAUUUUAAUAUGUACGUUAAAUGCAAUUGUUGCCAUGUUUUCAGUAUUGUGAGCUUUAUUAGCUGUGAUCACAUACUGUCAUAGAACAUUACUGCCAUAGCCACCAUGGGAGAGAGAAAUAAAGACCCACUGAGGAAAAAACAAA
This is a messenger RNA of Anarrhichthys ocellatus (wolf-eel), 14060 nucleotides long. RefSeq names its product tetratricopeptide repeat, ankyrin repeat and coiled-coil containing 1b (gene tanc1b). Gene Ontology annotation, molecular function: protein binding. Bases 7447 to 12939 code for a protein of 1830 amino acids. Lineage: Eukaryota; Metazoa; Chordata; Actinopteri; Perciformes; Anarhichadidae. The record is from RefSeq and is a predicted model, not a curated record. The transcript is spliced from 26 exons.